This is a messenger RNA of Passer domesticus (house sparrow), 4046 nucleotides long. It is a transcript of the gene FNBP1, whose product is annotated as formin binding protein 1. Gene Ontology annotation, biological process: endocytosis; signal transduction. Gene Ontology annotation, molecular function: protein binding. Lineage: Eukaryota; Metazoa; Chordata; Aves; Passeriformes; Passeridae. The transcript is spliced from 16 exons. The coding region runs from base 16 to 1845 and encodes 609 amino acids. The record is from RefSeq and is a predicted model, not a curated record.
GUGUGAGCCUCAGAGAUGCUGUCCCUGCCCCAUCCCUCCGUGCUCCACGGUGCUGUGAGUGCUCCUUGUCUCUGCUGCAGGAAGGGGAAGGACCAGUUUGACAACUUAGAAAAACACACGCAGUGGGGUAUUGAUGUUCUGGAAAAGUACAUCAAGUUUGUAAAGGAAAGAACAGAGAUUGAACUCAGCUAUGCAAAGCAGCUUAGGAAUCUUUCAAAGAAAUACCAACCCAAGAAGAACUCCAAAGAGGAGGAAGAAUACAGGUACACAUCAACUAGAGCCUUCCUAGCCACUUUAAAUGAAAUGAAUGACUAUGCUGGACAGCACGAGGUCAUCUCAGAGAACAUGACCUCCCUGAUCACUGCAGAGCUGACCCGCUACGUGCAGGAGCUGAAACAGGAGAGGAAAUCGCACUUCCAUGAUGGCAGAAAGGCACAACAACACAUUGAAACUUGCUGGAAACAACUUGAAGCAAGUAAAAGGCGGUUUGAACGGGAUUGCAAAGAGGCUGACCGAGCCCAGCAGUAUUUUGAGAAAAUGGAUGCUGACAUCAACGUGACAAAAGCAGAUGUUGAAAAGGCAAGACAGCAAGCCCAGCUAAGACAUCAAAUGGCAGAAGACAGCAAAGCUGAAUAUUCUUCCACCCUACAGAAGUUCAACAGUGAGCAGCAUGAACAUUACUACACACACAUACCAAACAUCUUCCAGAAAAUACAGGAGAUGGAGGAAAGAAGAAUCGUGAGGAUAGGAGAAUCCAUGAAAACCUUUGCAGAAGUCGACCGCCAAGUGAUCCCCAUCAUUGGGAAGUGUCUGGAUGAGAUAACAAAGGCUGCAGAAUCCGUGGAUCACAAGAAUGAUUCCCAGAUGGUAAUAGAAGCCUUUAAAUCAGGGUUCGAGCCCCCAGGAGACGUCGACUUUGAGGAUUUCACGCAGCCCAUGAAGAGGACAGUGUCUGAAUCCAGCCUUUCCAACUCCAGAGGGGAUGGGAAGUCAGAGCCCAAGUUCGGUAGCAAAUCCAAGGGCAAGUUAUGGCCAUUCAUCAAGAAAAAUAAGUCUCCCAAGCAGCAAAAGGAACCCCUCUCCCAUCGCUUCAACGAGUUCAUGACCUCCAAACCCAAAAUCCACUGCUUCAGGAGCCUAAAGCGCGGGCUUUCUCUCAAGCUGGGAGCAGGCCCAGAAGACUUCAGCAAUCUCCCACCUGAGCAAAGAAGGAAGAAGCUUCAGCAAAAGGUCGAUGAACUAAACAGGGACAUUCAGAAAGAGAUGGAUUCAAGAGAUGCCUUAACAAAGAUGAAAGACGUGUACAUCAAGAACCCCCAGAUGGGAGAUGCAGCCAGCGUGGACCACAGAUUGGCAGAGCUUGGGCAGAACAUUGAAAAGCUGCGAUUAGAAGUUCAGAAAUUCGAGGGCUGGCUGGCGGAGGUGGAGGGGCGGCUGCCGGCUCGGAGCGAGCAGCCCCGGCGCCAGAGCGGGGUCUACGAGGCACAGAACCCCUCGGGAGUGAACAGCUGUGCCCAGGACCGGGAGAGCCCCGAUGGCAGUUACACAGAAGAGCAAAGCCAGGAGACUGAGAUGAAAGUACCUGCAACAGACUUUGACGAUGAGUUUGAUGAUGAAGAACCACUACCCACCAUAGGAACGUGUAAAGCUCUCUAUACAUUUGAAGGUCAGAAUGAAGGAACAAUCUCUGUAGCAGAAGGAGAGAUGCUCUAUGUGAUAGAAGAGGACAAAGGGGACGGCUGGACGCGGAUCCGAAGGAACGAAGAUGAGGAGGGCUAUGUCCCCACCUCCUAUGUUGAAGUCUAUUUGGACAAAAAUGCCAAAGGUGCUAUGACCUAUAUUUAAUGCUAUUAUUAUUGUUUUAUUUGCUUUCACAGAGAUAAUCCAAGCCUGAAGCUGCUCUGUGUUGCAGAUAGAGCCUUUUAAGAGUCUGUACAAUGCCACCAAGUGCAUUAUUCCGUACGUGGACUAAUUAUGGCUUGUUGUACUGCAAAAAUGUGCUUUUCUUGCUCAGAGAAGGGUAGUGUGGGGGAGUCCUGAAAGCAGAGGGGAAAUGCAGCUUUGCCUGGACAGUGUUUGCUCUACUGUCACUGCCAUUGCACGCCCAGCUUAGUGCAGGAAGCACAAAGCCCUUUGGAUUGUUCAGGCUCUCCUCAGAUACCCAGGUGGCACCUCAGACACAUCCACAGGUGAACUGUUCGUCCCAAAGUCACUCGGUGGAACUUUAUGGAGGGAAUAUUUAGACUGCUGGUUUGUGUCUGUGUGGGAGCCUUUCAGAGCCUGUUGUGUUCUGGGGACCUUUUUGGAUUGAAAACUGGUGGUAAUUUAGUUUAAUGUGUGGAAGGGGAAGGAGAGAUCUUACCAAAACCCCUCUACACAGCACUCUGUGGUCCUUGAUAAAUGGGUAAAACAUUGAGAAAGCUCCUCUGUUCUUUCCCACCUUGCUACAUUUCAGAUGUGUUUGCUGUUGCAGAUGACCAGAACUAAUGGUUUAAUUUUUGCUUACAUGAGAUCAAUGGAGACAUUCAGAGUUUGGGCUCCAUAAGCUGCUGUUUGUUGCUUUUAAUUCCUCCCAAAUGUUUUGUGUAAGGAAGCAGUGCUGCAGGGCAGACCUGGCUGGAGUAAAUGCCAGUGCUAAACACCUGGUAAUGGGAUACACUGAGAAAUCAAAAGAUUUUAGCCCUGUUUCAAAUCAGGAUGUGAGGAUUCCACUGUGUUAAAUAAUUUGUGUUUAUUCAGUCAUUUAAUCCUUCAGAUUAUUGUGUUUCCUAGACUUGAGAGUUCUUGGUGUGAAACAAGCAGCCUCAUCCAAGUCAAAUGCAAACUGAACCAUUUUCUUGGGGGUUUAUGGGCAGCAGGAAGAGAGGACUGCAACUGUACCUGUAAACCAGCAUUGAAACUCGAGCAGUUCAGUGCUGGGUUGGGUGUUAAUCAGUGCAGUGCCUUGCCUGCUGCAGGUGAAAAUCUGGGCCUUGUUUUAUUUUGCCAUAAUACAGCAGUUUUAUGUUCCUGAUGGCAAAUACAUAGUCAGUUGAGAUGCAGAAGGGUGCAAAAAGUUUAGCCCCCUCUGUUGGCUUUUAUUAACCUUUGAAAGAUGGAUCAUCCAUUCCCCUUUAUAUCCAGAACAAGGCUGAAGGAUUGGAAAUAUGGAGUCACAGACUGGUUUGGGUUGGAAGGGACCCUCUCAUUGCAACCUCUCCCAUGGCAGGGACACCUUCCAUCAGAGUGAAAACAAACUGUGCCAGGGGUGAAGGCUGACACAGCUGCAGCCAUGUCUGUAGCCACAAUGGAGGAUUCUCAGAUCAUUAAAAGUUUUUCCAUCAAUUUUGCUGGAUUUCAGGAACAAAUCAAAUGGAUCUGUGAAUAUCCAAUGUAUAGGAACAACAUUUACCUCUUUUAUUUCUCAAGUCUCUGGUUUAAAAGAAAAGCUAAAAGAGAAUGCUUCAUAGAAUGCAGCAUAAAGAUUUGGAGGAAUUGCUGCUGUGUUUAAAAGGUGAACUUUGUUGCAAGCAGCAAAUUCAUUUUUAAGGUAUUGGUAGAAGUGACUUGAUUCAGUCCUUGAAAUGGAAGCGAUGACAUUCCUGAAGAUAACAUUGUAAAUACUAAAGCAAACUUCACAAACUUUAGUAAUCCUUUCCUCUUUUUGGAAAGAAGAUUGGGCAGCUGGCACUACCAAAGGCUGGUGGCAGCAGGGUGGGAGCUCAGCAGCCCCUGUGACUGUGCCAGCCCUGGCUCAGCCUCACCUGCCUGGCCAGGCUGUGUGUGUGCCACGAGCCAGGGGCAGCUCAGUGCCCCAGCUCAGGGCUCUGUGAGAAGCUGCUUUUCACUCAGCUGCAGCCUGUGUUGUCAGGGCUCUGCUGCAGAGCUGAGCUGAGCAGGACAGGUAAGUUGUGUGCUCAGGUGGUCUUAGAGGAGCCAAGCUGGCUCUGUGCCCUGCCAGUCCCUGUGAGAGCUCCUGAUGACUUUUACAGGGGUGCCUCUGGUCAGGGCAAGCCCUGUCACAAAAAGAACAGUAAUGCCUAUCUUGUUUUGCCUUUUUUUUUUUU